AUGCAGAAAGCUCAAAUGCUAUUGCUUAAAGCUCUAAUUGCUCAAACUCGAGUGACUGAGAGUCUUCUUAAUCUAAAGGAUUCGACUCCCCUAGCAUCUAAAGCGCGCAGCGACACAGCUGAUGCAGCUGUUAUUCAGUCCAUGGAUGCCAUUGCAUUCGUAGUCCGAGCCAAUCAUGAGCUAAAUCAACGGCGCCGGGAAUUAAUCAGGCCUGACCUAAAUGAACAGUACCGGAAAUUGUGUGCAGAACAUGUCCCAUGCACCACAGAAUUAUUUGGUGAUGACUUACCUAAAACAGUACAAGAUAUAUCAACUACAAACAGGGAAGCAGCAAUUACCUGGGUUGAUAAAAGAAGCAAACCAGUACAUUCAAAGCAAUUGGGAGCGCCUGUAAAACGUCAUCCAAUUAAUGCUGAUGGUAAUUGUUUAUUUCGAUCUUUAUCUUUAUCGAUCUUUAUAUUUAAUGUUUUAGUUAUGCCUACACGCCUACGCAUUGAUAAGGGUACUGAAACGGCGGAUAUGGCCACCAUGCACUCCUACCUUCUAUCAAAGCAUGAAAGUGAUGAAGAUUCAGCAGAUUGUGUCAUUUAUGGCCCAUCUACCGAAAACAAGAUAGAACGAUGGUGGAAAGAGUUACUAGAAAGACUGGAAACAUUUUUUAAAGACCAGUUAAGGAAGUUAUUAGAAGAUGGUGAUUAUGAACGAGAUAUUCCAAUACAUAGAAAUAUGCUGGCAUAUGUGUAUGUUCCAGUAGUUCAAAAAGAGUUAGACAUCUUUAGAAAAACAGUGUGGAAUUCUCACCGUGGAAGAAAGCAGCAAAAAAAACAACUUCCUUGUGGGGUUCCUGACCAUAUAUACUAUCACCCUGAGCAGUAUGGAGGUGAGCGAUGUGGCUACAUUGUCAGUGAAGAGCAUUUGGAAGAAGUUGCGAAGUUAUCUGGUGUUUUGGAAGACACAGAUGAUUUUCUGAAUGUACAAUUCCGAGCAAGUUGUGAAGAGCACAUCCCAAAUACUGAUGAAAUAAAGCCUGACCAAGCUGCAAAUGCAUACUUGUUCCUGAAGUCACCUUUAACAUAA
Messenger RNA from Dendronephthya gigantea, 1077 nucleotides. RefSeq lists its product as uncharacterized. NCBI's taxonomy places the organism in Eukaryota, Metazoa, Cnidaria, Anthozoa, Malacalcyonacea, Nephtheidae. Bases 1 to 1077 code for a protein of 358 amino acids. The record is from RefSeq and is a predicted model, not a curated record. The transcript has 4 exons.